This is a messenger RNA of Amaranthus tricolor (Joseph's coat), 6176 nucleotides long. Its product is annotated as callose synthase 9. Lineage: Eukaryota; Viridiplantae; Streptophyta; Magnoliopsida; Caryophyllales; Amaranthaceae. The transcript is spliced from 52 exons. The record is from RefSeq and is a predicted model, not a curated record. The coding region runs from base 240 to 5990 and encodes 1916 amino acids. Gene Ontology annotation, molecular function: 1,3-beta-D-glucan synthase activity. Gene Ontology annotation, cellular component: plasma membrane; 1,3-beta-D-glucan synthase complex. Gene Ontology annotation, biological process: (1->3)-beta-D-glucan biosynthetic process.
UUGCUAGGCGGUCUUUGGAGCACUCUCCUAAGCAAACAAAAACUGCCUGCUUUUUCUUAAUCUUCUUCACCACUUUUCAAAAAUCCUCAUCUUUUUAACCCUCAGAAUUCUAUCAAUUUUCGGAUCUUAGGGUUUAAGCUUUACUUUCACCCAUCUUUACUCAUAGUAUUUCAAAACGAUGAAUUACUUUUGCUGCUGAAAUUACUCAACUCAAUACAGAUUUAAUUUCAAAGUAGGAGAUGUCGCGGGCCGAGGACUUAUGGGAAAGGUUAGUUAGGGCGGCUUUGAGGAGUGCCAGAGGUCUUACUGAUGCUCAUGGGAGACACACCACUGGGAUUGCUGGCAAUGUACCUUCUUCUCUUGCUAAUAGUAAGAUUAUAGAUGAUAUACUCAGAACUGCGGAUGAAAUUCAAGAUGAAGAUCCUACUGUUGCUCGAAUACUUUGUGAGCAUGCUUACUUAAUGGCUCAAAGGCUGGACCCUAAUAGUGAAGGAAGAGGCGUCCUGCAAUUCAAGACUGGCUUAAUGUCUGUUAUCAAGCAAAAAUUAGCCAAAAGAGAAGUUGGAAGUAUAGAUAGAAGUCGAGAUAUUGCUUAUCUGCAGGAAUUCUACAAGACAUACAGGCGAAAGCAAAAUGUGGAUCAACUAUUGGCAGAUGAAAUGAAACUUCGAGAAUCCGAAGCUUUUAGUGGAAAUCUUGGAGAGUUGGAAAGGAAAACUAAAAAAAGGAAAAGAAUUUUUGCUACUCUCAAAGUCCUGGGAGAAGUACUUGAACAAAUGACACAAGAGGUUUCACCUGCAGAUGCUGAAACAUUGAUUCCGGCAGAGCUUAAGCAAGUUAUGGAGUUAGAUGCAGCUAUGACUGAGGAUCUUAUUGCUUACAACAUUAUUCCCAUGGAUACCACAAACAUAACAAAUAGGAUAGUAACUUUUCCAGAGGUGAGAGCAGCUGUGUCUGCAUUGAAGGACGUUGGAGGUCUACCAGCAUUGCCAACAGAUUUUGUUUCUCCAGUUAGGGGCCCUGAUAUGGUUGAUUUUCUGCAAUUUGUUUUUGGGUUUCAGCCAGACAAUAUUUCCAAUCAGCGGGAGCAUAUAAUUCAUCUACUUGCAAAUGAGCAAUCUCGGCUUCGAAUCCCUGAAGGAAGUGAGGUGAAAUUGGACGAGGCUGCUGUGCAGAGUGUAUUUUUUAAAUCACUAGAGAAUUAUAUUAAAUGGUGUAACUACUUGGUUCUGCUGCCAGUAUGGAGCAAUUUGGAGUCUCUUAGCAAGGAAAAGAAGUUGUUGUUCGUAUCAUUGUAUUACCUUAUUUGGGGUGAAGCCGCAAACAUUCGGUUUUUACCAGAGUGCUUAUGCUACAUAUUCCACCAUAUGGCCAGAGAAAUGGAUGAGAUUCUGAGGCAGCAAGUUUUGAAGCAAGCUGAUAGUUGCAAGACGGAUGACGGUGUCUCAUUUCUGGAAAGGGUGAUCUGUCCUUUAUAUGAUGUUGUUGCUGCGGAGGCAGCUAACAAUGAUAAUGGACGAGCUCCUCAUUCUAAGUGGAGAAAUUAUGAUGACUUCAAUGAAUAUUUUUGGUCACUACAUUGCUUUGAGCUUAGCUGGCCUUGGCGUUUAAGUUCAGCAUUCUUUUUGAAGCCCGAGCCCAAGUCUAAAAAUCUACUGAUGUCUGGCGGAGGAAAGCGGCAGGGGAAAACUUCCUUUGUUGAGCAUCGUACUUUCUGGCAUCUGUACCAUAGCUUCCAUCGCCUCUGGAUAUUUCUUUUCUUGACGUUUCAGGCUAUGACCAUUAUUGCCUUUAAUGAUGGGAACUUUGAUUCCGGAACCAUUAAACAAGUUCUUAGUCUUGGGCCAACAUUUGUUGUAAUGAAGUUAAUUGAGAGUAUUUUGGACAUUCUCAUGAUGUUUGGAGCAUACUCAACAACUCGUCACUCUGCUGUUUCUAGAGUAUUUCUUCGCUUUGUUUGGUUUGCUUGUGCAUCAGCUGUCAUAACGUUCCUUUAUGUGAAAUCUAUUCAAGGGGACGAAACUAUCUACAGAAUCUAUGUCAUUGUAAUUGGCAUAUAUGCUGGUUUCCAGUUCUUCAUCAGUUUGCUCAUGAGGAUACCAGCCUGUCACCGGCUUACUGAUCAAUGUGAUCGUUGGUCAGUUAUUCGCUUCCUUAAAUGGAUGCGUCAGGAACGACACUAUGUUGGUCGCGGAAUGUAUGAGAGGACAUCUGACUUUGCGAAGUAUAUGUUUUUCUGGCUUAUUGUGUUGGCUGGAAAAUUUGCAUUUGGAUAUUUUCUUCAGGUCCGCCCCUUGGUUAAACCCACAAGGACUAUUGUGGAUAUGAACAAUAUAAGAUACUCAUGGCAUGACUUUGUGUCACGAAACAAUCAUAAUGCUCUGACGGUUCUUAGCUUGUGGGCGCCUGUAUUCUGUAUAUAUCUGUUGGACAUCCAUGUGUUCUAUACCAUAAUAUCUGCCAUCUGGGGAUUUUUGCUAGGGGCAAGAGAUCGGCUUGGGGAAAUUCGAUCAUUGGAUGCUCUUCACCAUCUGUUUGAGCAAUUUCCACGAGCAUUUAUGGAGAAACUAUAUAUACAACCUUUCAAAAGGGUUCCAGAGUAUGAGGUUGGUCAGGUUAUUGAAACAUGCAAGGAUGAUGCUGCUAAUUUUUCACCCUUCUGGAAUGAAAUUGUAAGGAAUCUGCGAGAGGAAGAUUACAUAUCAGACUUGGAAAUGGAGUUGCUUCUCAUGCCUAAAAAUAGUGGCAAUCUGCCCUUGAUUCAGUGGCCUCUCUUCCUUCUUGCCAGCAAGAUAUUUCUAGCGCAAGAUAUUGCAAAAGAAAGUAGAGAUUCCCAAGAGGAGCUUUGGGAAAGAAUCUCCAGAGAUGAAUAUAUGAAGUAUGCUGUUGUGGAGUCCUAUCACUUAAUAAAGCUUAUUUUGAUGGAAAUCUUGGAGGAGGAUGGAAGGAAAUGGGUGGAGAGAGUUUAUGAAGAUAUUGAUGAAUGUAUAGCAAAGAAGUCCAUUCACCUUGAUUUUGAUCUGAGUAAGAUGGGUCAGGUUAUUCAGAAAGUCUUCGUGCUGAUGGGAAUACUGAAAGGUUCUGGGACAGAUCUCGAGAAGGCUCGUGAUAAGGCAGCUCGUGACAAAGCAGAGAGGAGUGCUGUUAAAGCUAUUCAGGAUCUCUAUGAUGUCAUACGUUAUGACGUUCUUGCUGUGAACAUGAGGGGGCAUAUGCAGACCUGGAAUUUGCUGAAAAAAGCAAGGGCAGAAGGUAGUCUUUUUUCAAAGUUGAAGUGGCCUGAAAACCCUGAACUGAAGGCCCAAAUUAAAAGAUUGUAUUCACUUAUAACAAUCAAGGAUUCUGCAUCAAGCAUACCAAAGAAUCUUGAGGCACGGAGAAGGCUUCAAUUCUUUACGAAUUCUCUUUUCAUGGACAUGCCUCUAGCUAAGUCUGUGCGUGAGAUGAUGUCUUUCAGCGUAUUCACUCCUUACUAUUCAGAAACAGUAUUGUAUAGUAUGGAUGAAUUGCGCAAGAAAAAUGAGGAUGGCAUAUCUAUUUUAUUUUACCUCCAGAAAAUAUAUCCAGAUGAAUGGAGGAAUUUUCUGGCUCGCAUUGGGCGUCAUGAGAAUGCACAGGAAACUGACCUUUUUAGUGAUCCCAAUGAUGUUGAGGAGCUUCGGUUUUGGGCAUCCUACCGUGGACAAACAUUAGCUAGAACUGUUCGUGGAAUGAUGUACUAUCGAAAAGCCCUCAUGCUUCAGACCUACUUAGAGAGAAUUGCCUGUGGGGAUCUGGAGGCUCCCAUUUCCGGCCCUGAUGCCCUAGAUGUCCAGGGCUUUGAGCUAUCACCAGAUUCCCGUGCUCAGGCAGAUUUGAAGUUCACAUAUGUAGUUACAUGCCAAAUAUAUGGAAAACAGAAAGAAGAGGGGAAACCUGAGGCUGCAGAUAUAUCUUUACUCAUGCAAAGAAAUGAAGCUCUUCGAGUUGCUUUUAUUGAUGUUGUGGAAACUAUGAAGGAUGGGAAAGUGCAGACUGAGUACUACUCUAAACUUGUGAAGGGUGACAUCAAUGGACUGGAUAAGGAAAUCUACUCUGUCAAGUUGCCGGGUAAUCCAAAGCUUGGUGAAGGAAAGCCUGAGAAUCAAAACCAUGCUGUUAUAUUUACUCGUGGGCAAGCAGUGCAGACUAUUGACAUGAAUCAGGAUAAUUAUUUUGAAGAGGCUUUAAAGAUGAGAAAUCUACUUGAAGAAUUCAAUCAUGAUCAUGGGAUUCGUCCCCCAACAAUUCUUGGCGUUAGAGAACAUGUAUUUACUGGAAGUGUUUCUUCUUUGGCUUCAUUCAUGUCCAAUCAAGAAUCUAGUUUUGUAACUCUUGGACAGCGUGUUCUUGCCAAUCCACUGAAGGUCCGCAUGCAUUAUGGACAUCCCGAUGUUUUUGAUCGAGUUUUUCAUAUAACACGUGGUGGUAUAAGCAAGGCCUCUCGUGUUAUAAACAUUAGUGAAGAUAUUUUUUCAGGAUUCAACUCAACGUUGAGGCAGGGGAACGUCACGCAUCAUGAGUACAUUCAGGUUGGUAAAGGACGGGAUGUUGGGCUCAACCAGAUUGCUUUAUUUGAAGGAAAAGUUGCAGGUGGGAACGGUGAACAAGUUCUUAGUAGAGAUGUUUACCGGCUUGGGCAGCUUUUUGAUUUCUUCAGAAUGAUGUCAUUUUAUUUCACAACUGUUGGAUAUUACUUUUGUACAAUGUUGACGGUGCUGACUGUGUAUAUUUUCCUGUAUGGGAAGACAUAUCUGGCAUUGUCAGGAGUUGGUGAGACUAUACAAGAUCGUGCUCGUAUUAGUCAAAAUACUGCACUAGGUGCAGCCCUAAAUACCCAGUUUCUUAUUCAGAUUGGAGUCUUUACUGCUAUCCCAAUGAUUCUGGGUUUCAUCCUUGAACAAGGGUUUUUCAGAGCAAUCGUGAGUUUUAUCACAAUGCAGUUUCAACUUUGCACCGUCUUUUUCACAUUUUCGUUGGGAACGAGAACACAUUAUUUUGGUCGGACGAUUCUCCAUGGUGGUGCGAGGUAUCAAGCAACUGGGAGGGGUUUUGUUGUUCGCCACAUCAAGUUUAGUGAAAACUACAGGCUGUACUCUCGGAGUCAUUUUGUUAAAGGGCUCGAGGUUGUGCUUUUGUUGAUAGUAUUUCUUGCAUAUGGUUAUAAUGAUGGUGGUGCGGUAGGCUACAUUCUUCUCUCUAUCAGCAGUUGGUUUAUGGCCCUUUCCUGGCUUUUUGCUCCGUAUUUGUUCAAUCCAUCUGGAUUCGAGUGGCAAAAGACUGUGGAGGACUUCAGGGAUUGGACAAACUGGCUUCUUUAUAGAGGUGGAAUUGGAGUGAAGGGAGAGGAAAGCUGGGAAGCUUGGUGGGAAGAGGAAUUGGGGCAUAUUCGGACCCUGGGAGGGAGGAUAGUUGAGACAAUAUUAAGCCUAAGAUUUGUCAUAUUCCAAUACGGCAUUGUCUAUAAACUACAAAUACAAGGGUCAAACACUUCAUUUGCGAUUUAUGGCUUUUCAUGGGCAGUUCUGGCUGGUCUUAUCAUUCUUUUCAAGGUUUUCACUUUCAGCCAAAAGGCAUCAGUCAACUUUCAGUUGCUGUUGCGUUUUGUUCAAGGGCUUACAUUCUUGAUGGCCUUAGCUGGUAUAGCUGUGGCCGUUGUACUCACUGAUUUAUCUGUUGCAGACAUAUUUGCUUGUAUCUUAGCCUUUAUUCCAACUGGUUGGAUGAUUCUUUCAAUUGCAAUAGCUUGGAAACCAUAUGUCAAAAAGUUGGGGCUGUGGAAGUCCAUCCGAUCUCUUGCACGUCUCUAUGAUGCUGGGAUGGGCAUGCUUGUAUUCAUCCCUAUUGCAUUCUUCUCUUGGUUUCCUUUUAUGUCAACAUUCCAAACAAGGCUCAUGUUCAACCAGGCGUUCAGCCGAGGUUUGGAAAUAUCUCUCAUCCUUGCCGGAAACAACCCUAACACUGGAAUAUGAUACACUGGAAUAUGAUUUUCGGUCGUUGCAGUUUUUGUAUAUUGAAGGAUUUUACUGUUUAGAGUAGAGCUUUGUGUGUUUUCCAUCUCCUGUUUGGGAGUUUUGGUGAUUUUGUCUUGAUCAAUUGAGCAGGCUGUAUUUUGUUAGGAAUGUUUUAUUUUAAUAUAUUUCUCCAAUUCUAUUGCA